CAGCAAAAACGAUAUGCUCGGAAAAUAAUGAAAUGAAAAAAUGAAAAUAAAGCGUUAAAAUGUCGGAAUUAAUAGCUAAACAAUUGUGAAAAGUGUUUAUAAAUGUUGUGUUAAGUGUUUGUUGAUUGUGUUAUAUGCAAAGUCUAAAGAAAAUGUAAUAUAAAAGGCUAAAAAGCAGAUUUGUGAAAAAGCAGGCUUUUUUCUCGUCGUAAAAUACAUACAGCGACGCACACAUAUGCACAUAGAGAAACACGCAUACAUGUGCAUAUGUAUAUAACGCGCGGGCGCGAGAGAGGCGAAUGCGAGAGCAAAGCAAAAACCAAGAAAUAAGUGAACGAAAAUAAAAACGAAAUCGAACAAGUUUUGAAUUUGUUUAGUGUGUGCAUGGAGCAAAUUAUGUUUAAGCAGACAAGCGACAAAUUGUCAACCUCAACGAGUUGGAUACAAAUACACGAUUAUUGCCAUUGCUGCGCUCUUGUGUUAAAUAACAAAAGAUUCAAGAAAUCUCGCUAAGACACAAAAAUUCGCGCAUUUGCGAAUAAACCUGAUGCGCAAAAAGUGCGCUAGUAUAUCAGCCGUUGCAACCAAUUGUCGCGCCAGGAAAGUGAACUGCAAGCGCAAAUGCAAACGCUAUAUAAGCAAGUGCGUAUAUUAUGGGCCGCUCCAAGUUUCCCGGGAAACCAUCCAAGUCGAUUAAUCGUAAACGGAUAAGUGUCUUGCAAUUGGAAGAUGAUGAGCAACAGCAACAGCAGCAACAGCAGAGCGAGCAAAGCGCCGCAGCGGCAGCGCGCGAAAAGGGCAACAAUUGUGAUAACAACGAUGAUGAUGAUGGUGCAGCACCAGGCGGCGGCGGCGGAGUUGCUGUAAGUGGCAACAAUGCUGCCACAGCGAGCGCGACAGCUGCCACAGGCAACGCUGGCAAUGGUGCUGGAGCUGGUGGUGCAACAAAUGGCGGCAACGUCAACGGUAGCAGCAGCAGCAAGCAGCAAAAGUGCGCGGAGCAGCAGCUCAAGGAAUGUAAAAAUCAAACAGCUAGUGAGGAUGAUAUUGAGGAGGCGACAGCGGCGGCGGAGGAGGAUGAUGAUGAAGAAGACAACGCUGAUGAGGACAAGACAGCGUCGGCGUCGGCUGCGGCAACUGCAACAACAAGCAGCACAGCGAAGGGUCUCAGUGCGUUGCAACGUGCUGCACGCAAAGGAGGCAAUAAAAAAUUCAAAAACUUGAAUCUGGCUCGAGCGGAGGUGAUGUUGCCAUCGACAUCGAAACUUAAACAACAACAAUUGCAACUUAAUUGCCCUGCAACAACAACAGCAGCAGCAGCAGCAGCAACAACAACCCCAAAGUUGUAG
Drosophila busckii is the source of this 1349-nucleotide messenger RNA. RefSeq names its product histone-lysine N-methyltransferase trithorax-like. The transcript is spliced from 4 exons. NCBI's taxonomy places the organism in Eukaryota, Metazoa, Arthropoda, Insecta, Diptera, Drosophilidae. Bases 654 to 1349 code for a protein of 231 amino acids. The record is from RefSeq and is a predicted model, not a curated record.